AUGGACACUAAGAAAGUUUUCGAGAGGAGAAAAUUUACAUUGAAGAAGAAAGCCAAUGAGCUUACUGAGUUGUGCAACUCAGAGGUUUGCUUGGUAUGUUAUGAUCCCAAUGGUAACGUGGAAGUGUGGCCAGAGGAUCCAGCAAAGUCUCAUUCCAUUAUCACAAAGUACUAUUCUAGACUGGAGUCUUGCAAUGAUAAGAAGAGAAAGGCUAGUGAAGUCAAUCUAUCUCAUGUGUUGGAGAAGAAGAUGAAGAAACUUGAAGAGCAAGUAACUGAUCAAUCCGAAAAUACCGCCGAUAGCGUCAAUGGGGCUUCAUUGUCCUUGAUUUGGGAUGAAAAACUGACCAUUUUAUCCGAAAAUUCUUUGUUGGGUUUGGCACAGAUUUUGGAGGUUAAGAUUCAGGCAUUGGAUGAGAUAGUUGACAUAGUCAAGGGGAAAGAGCAACUGCUUUUGCAAACCCAACUCCAGAAUGAUCAAUUUCAAGUUGAAGAAGAGCAUUAUUAUCAUACUCUUCCACCACUGCCGCCUCAGAAAUGUGUACCACUCUUGUCUGAAGAUCCUUAUAAUGCCAUGGAGUUGUUAAGUACUGAAAACCAGUACUAG
Molecule: messenger RNA, 606 nt
Organism: Humulus lupulus (European hop)
Lineage: Eukaryota; Viridiplantae; Streptophyta; Magnoliopsida; Rosales; Cannabaceae
Product: agamous-like MADS-box protein AGL103
Exons: 1
Coding region: 1-606 (201 amino acids)
Molecular function (GO): protein dimerization activity; DNA binding
Source: RefSeq, a predicted model, not a curated record